Molecule: messenger RNA, 4430 nt
Organism: Halichondria panicea
Lineage: Eukaryota; Metazoa; Porifera; Demospongiae; Suberitida; Halichondriidae
Exons: 12
Coding region: 68-4327 (1419 amino acids)
Biological process (GO): lipid metabolic process
Molecular function (GO): GTP binding
Source: RefSeq, a predicted model, not a curated record
CCAAGUUUAUACAAGCGUACAAGUAGAUCUCUACGUACAAGCAACUCGCAAGCAACUGGUAAGCUUCAUGGAAAGCUCGAGCAAAGAAAGUAAAGCUGUUAUGGGUGAAGCCACUAAUGAAACUCUAAGAAAGUUUUUCAUGCCCCUUCUUUCGGCUGUUAUGAUGGGUGAUGUUCCACUCACUCUCUAUUCAAAAGGUUUGAUAGACCAGCGAGUAUUGGAAUUUUACACAAACUCAGCACAUGAUCAGUCACAAAAAGGCACAAGAAUUGUAAUGCAUUUGCAGAAUGUGUUAAGAGUUAAACCAAGCUUGUUCGAAACAUUUUGUAACAUAUUAUCAGAGAAUUCUGAAAAGACAAUAAGUGAUCUAGCCAAAGAGUUAAAAGCUGAAUUUAGCCAGCAGGUGACACAACUGAAGUCAUCGCCCAAUUCAGGAGACAACGUGGAGCUGGAAAAGCUAAAAAAGAAACUGGAAGUCUACAUGGAUGACCGCUCAAAAACUGACCAAACAAAAAGUGCUGCAAAUGAACUUAUAAAAAGUGCCCUAAAGCAAUACAUUGAGAGCCUUGUGCAGAGUGACAUGCCCAAUGAAACACUAAAAGAACAUAUACUAAUGCUGUGCCAAGAAGAAGCUGGUUUGAUUCCAGCUGAUUUGCAUAAGUGGAUUUUUGAACAGAUAGAUAGUUUACAGUUGUCUAGUAAACUCCAACGAACUCUAACUCUCAAGUCCUCACCUAAUAUCCCAGCUCAGAGGCGGAAACCUGUCAAACUCUUUUGUAAGGAUACUAUCUACCAUGCUGGUCUCUGUUGCCACGCUGUUACGACUUGCUCGUCUAACACAAUUUUCAAAUUCCUUUCUAUACACACUCAUUCGUUUAUGGAAAGUUCUCUCUCCUUGGAAGACACAGGUAUGGACCAGUACCUCAUUGCCAAACAAGGGGAUACCCUUUACGUUGCUUUUCAAAGUCUGAUGAGCAUCAAUCUUUGGAUUCAGAAGUACAAAUCUUUUGCCGCAGGGAUUGAACAACAGACCAACAGGGUUCCAAUUCGGUUCUUCAUUGAACAGCUCCAAUUGGGAAAGAGAAUUGUGAUCACAGGUUUUUCAUUUGGUGGAACAAUGGCAUGCAAUGUGAUUGCAAAGUUAUGGAGAGAGACCUAUGCCAAUGUCAGUCUUGAUGUUCUCAAAAAAAAUGUCGUCUGCAUUUGUUUUGGGCUGCCACUGAUUCAGAUUCUUCAAGUCCAAGAGGCCAUUAAAGAUUUCCCCAGCAUUGAAGAGACAAUCCACUCAAUUUACUGCAAAGACGAUGUUAUUCCAGGCUUGCUUCACUACUUCAGGCAGGGAUGCAUGCACUACACUACCCUGAAGAGUCUGGGGAGUAUUGCAGCCACUGUUAAGUCAUCCACGAAGCAAAAUGGUUCUAAUGAAAAUUUGGGAGCACAAGUGGACUUUAAAACUCAAUUUUCUGAGCUAUUUCUUCCAUGUAUGGGUACACUCCAAGAAGCAGCUAGCAAGAAGCCAUCAUAUUCUGGUGCUGUCUCAAGCUGCGUAUCUCCGCAAUCUGAGUCACAAGCUGCUAAAGAUCUGAAAGAUACUCUGCAACAACUGACCGAUAAUAGUUCAAUAGAUUUCAAACCAACGAACGUGUUGCUUCCUGGUACCUGCUAUGUGAUGUCAACAGAGGACCGAAAAGGCCUUGUUUGGAAUGAACUGCCAAAGUCUGCUGUGGCAAGUAUAUUGUACGUGGACAAAGCUGCAAUUGAGAAGCUUGACAGUGGCAUUUUCAAGAAGCACAAUAUGGAGCAGUAUAGGAACAAAAUGUUUCGCUGCUACCUCGAGAAGGAGCCUUUAAAAUUUACAAUUUCAAAAGAAAGCCAAAGCACGUCCGUGAAAGCAGUUCAAUUCCUGAACCCCGAAGUGAAAGGUGUUGAAUGCCACAUGUACCCUAAAGAGAAUGUUCUUGUUCUAGAAGGGGACAACCUUUGGUUCUGUUAUAUGGUUUGUGUUGGUGAAGAUAGUCAAAAUGUGAAACGCAUUUCCACUCCUGCUCAAAGUAUUAGCCGGAAGUCUAUCCAAGUUAACUACAAGCAGACAAGUCAAGAUACUAGAGAGUAUGGAUCUUCUUGUGAGAAUAUAAUGGUGACCCUACACAGCCAUUUUUCCGAGCCUCUGAAAAAAAUUGUGACAAUAAAACAGAAUCGGUAUUCCUUCUCUGUGAGGCAAAUCCAGUUGGCUAAACAUACUCCUACUCAAGUGAUUGAGCUUGCAUACUGGACAGCUAUGCUAGAGCGAAAGUGCAUCAAAAACGACCAGAAGCCUUCAAAGCGAUUUACUGCUAUCAUACACUUCCUUCAAGAAGCUGUAAACAUAGUUCCUCUGGAGAGUAUAUUGCAUGCCAUCGCCUACAGUGAUGAUAAAACCGCCUUAGAAUGUGCAAGAGCUUUAAAAGAAUCGAAAGUGAAAGUACCAAACUCAGUUAUGGCAGGAAGUGCAAUGGUUGAUGCCUGUAUUCAUCUUUCACUGGGUAUACGUCUGACCCAUCUCAACAAGGAGGCUCUCACUCUAUUUCGAAAGAGCUUCAUGUUCAAAAGAAUGCUAAGAAAAGAACUUUCACAACUUUCGACCUCCAUCAUGGAUCCUCCAGAACCAAAUGUUCCAAAUGUUCCCCCGAGAUACUCGGAUAUUGUUCGUGGAUCACAAAAUGAAGAAGAAAUUGCGUUUUUACACUCGAUAGCACCUCUAUGGCCUCUGAUUAUCCCUAUGUUCGCUUUGAGUGAGACAUUAGAGUCAAUAUCUGCUGACCCGCUGGAUUCUGACUUGGCUGAUUUCAUGGAAAAAAUCCUCGAUGAAAAAUUUGUUGAAACAGUUAGUCAAGCUCAACGCAAUCAACAAUUGCAAUUGCCAGUAAUAUCAAAGAAGUUCAUCAAGCAACUUUAUCCUGUUAGUCCUCUGAGGCAUACCAUGCGUAUUCCAGUUUUACAAUCACCGGUCAAGGUCUUGAAUGAAGCAAUUGAUCAGCUUAAAACACUUGAAAGUAUCCAAGAUCACGAAAAUGAAAGUGAUAAUGCUCCCAAUGAGAAGAUGCUAGUUGUUGUAAAAGACAUUCACAAAUCAAAUUUGCAAGUAUGCACGGCACUUCUAGCAGCUUUUAUGGAGCAACAAAUUCACAUACCACUACUAAGUUCCCCCGAGGUUAUGGCUAGCAACAUUCUUUCCGCCAGCUCAGCUCCAGUUGCUAUGGGAGUGUGGGCAUUGUUUAGCAUGAGCCUCGAUGACCUUCAGCAUAUGCUUGCCUCGACUCGUGGCAAUGCUCUUUAUGUUGAAAUUGAGGCCUACAUCGCUGGAGUACUUGAUCCAGACAACCAAGAUGAGCAAGAAAACACUGAGGUUCAGAAAAAUCCAGAAGAAGAAAACUAUGCCGGUAAACUUCAAUUUCUAUUGCAAGGAAUAGAACAAACUGCCACAUGUAGUACGGAGUAUAUAAGUUACUCCCUUGAAUACCAACUUUGCAAACAUCUCAAGUUUGACCAGACACUAUCUGUUAACGAAAUUAUGUUGCGAUGGAACUCAAUUUUCAAGAACGAUGCCCUCUCCCUCGUAGCUCCAAGUUACAGACCUCUCAUUGCACGGUGGCUAAAAUGGGUCCUACUUGUUCAUGAUUUACGAGAAACUUUAGCAAGCUACACCUGUGUUGGGGUUAUUGGAUUGGUUAAUUCUGGAAAAUCUCAACUAGUCAGCACACUUUUCAAUUCAAAGGUAAUGGUGGGCACAACAAAGUCAACGCGAACAACUGUGCCGUUUAUAUACAAUUAUGAUGGUGUUGUUGAAGGAUUUGAUGUGAUUGAUUUCCCUGGUGUGGAUGAUAAAGAUGCAGUUCCUGAAUUAGCGAAACUGCUUGUCAGCCUGUGCCAGGCUGUAGUGUUCGUGGUUGAUUACAGAAAAAUCAACACCGAACCAGCUCAGGCCUGGUUGAAAUGCCUCACCAAAGAGGGCGGCCAUAUCCCUGUUUUAAUUUGUUUGACCUUUGCCGACAGACUGCUGGUCGAAUGUCUAGAAAAAACAGAAUCCACGCGUCUUUGUUAUCAACAUGUGGAUAAAGAAUUUGAGCAUAUCAAAGAAAAACUCAGAUUUCCUGUUGACCUCUACCCCAAAAUUUCUGUGAGGUUGUGCUGCUUCAAAAUUGCUAGUGACUCGAAUUUGGAACCAAAAGAUUUGCAAGCAGCCAAAAUAAGCCAGACACAUGAUGUUGGUCAGUGGCUCGUAGAACUGUUUAGAAGUGAACAAGAAGACUUAGCUGACAAUUUAGAGCAAUUCCUUAAAGUGCACUAGUAAUUAUUAUUGUGUACCAUGAGCUUUAUUCAUAAUGUUGUGUACGACACCUGCUCAAAUUAUUUAGUACAUUCAUUCGUUACAUCAUCAUUAUCUAAGAACA